AUGAAAUAGAUUCUGUCUUAGAGUUUUACUCAUGAUUCUGCACCGACAUUCUUUAGAUAACAAUCAGAGAGACCAACUAUAUUGACAAAACAACUAAAUUAAAAAGAAUGUGAUGCAAAUGAAUUAUAUUCUUUAAUUGUCAAUAACCAUAUGAUUAAAGAUAUAGGAAUUAUCAAAAUCUUUAAAGAAGAAGAUAGAGAAUCCAUUUUUAAAAAUCAUAUUGUGAAUUAUGUAAUUUAAAUAAGAACAGAUUAUUUUGAUUAUACAAUUCCAAAAAGAUAUUCUGAAUUUGAGAAAUUAUAUGACUAAGUAAAUAAAUUCAAUGAAACUUAGAUACCAAUUUCUUAAAGAGAAAUGCCUAAGUUCCCUUCAAAAAAAGUUAUUUAAACAAAUUCUAGAAAAACAAUUGCAAAAAGAUAAGAAAUGCUUGAAAGUAUAAUUAUUGAUUUAUAUUAGAAUUUUUAUAAUAUUUGUUACAACAUUUAGACCAUACAUUAUAUGUAUUUUUGGAUUUUCUUAAAAUUAAAUGUAUUUAUAAAACAAAAUAUAUAGAGUAAUUUUAGAAAGGGGGUUUUGAUCAAAAUGUUAAAAUGCAUUAAUUUAGUAAAGAUGAAAAUGCUUUAUGUGAUCUUUUAGAUAUAGGUCCAAAAAAAAUAUAACCGAAUAAUUAAGCUGAAUAAAUGAUAUUUCAUUAUUUAUAGAAAUUAAAUGAAACAAUUAAUGAAAGAUGCAAAAUAUUUUAGUAAAUUAUUGAAUAUAAUAAUCUUAGAAAGAUGGAGAAGUAUUAUUUUGGUAAAAUUUAAUAGAUAUCUCCAUUACUAUUAAAAGUAUUAUUAAUUGGAGAUGAUGAAAGAGAAUUAUAAGGAAUUAUGUAAAUACUCUCCAUUUAAACUAAUGAUAUGUAAAGUCAUAUUAGUUGUAUUAAUGGAUUCUAGUUCUUUAGAAAAAUAUUAGAAUAUGAUUAUAAUCCAAGUAAUAUCUAAAAAUUAUAUAGAUGCUGAAUAAGCAAUUAAAUUAUUAAGUGAAAUUAGUAUUAAAUAAUUUAGAACAAUGAAAAUAUAAUCUCAUAUAUGUGGACAACAAAAAUUAUGUAAAUAAGAUUCAUUAAUGAUUUUACAUAAAUACAUUUAAUAAAAUCAAUUGAAAAAUUAAAUGAUUACUUAUUUAUUAGUUGAUGAUGAAGCUAUUAGAGAAUAUGAUUGUUAUGUUUAAACUUACUUAAAUAAAAUGAAUGAAGAAGUUAAAUAAUUAAAAGAUAGUAAUGAAAACUUAUAAGAAUUCUUGCCUACUAAAUCUAAUUCAAUUGAGUAUGCUAUAUUAGAAUAGGAUCCUACACUUGAUUAAUUAGUAGAAAUAAGUUAAAUGAAUUUAAAUUGGAAAUAUGUUUAGGGUAUAUUCAUUCAUAAUUAUAAAAAGAAUGUGAACGACAUAUAAUGUAUCAUCUAUAAGGUUAAUUUGUUAAAACUAUUCAUCCAAUUGAUUGUUCAAUUGAUAAAGCCAUUAAAAUAUUUACUGAUUUUAAAUAAUAAUGGUUUCAUGGAAUGAUAUAAAAGGAUAUUUUGGAAUAGAUUAAUGAAAAUAAAAGUAUUAUUGUAGAAUACUAUGUUUGGGAAGAUAAAUCUACAUUUAAAAAAAUGGCUUUUGUUAGUGAUUAAGAAAUUAUUAAAAUUGAUGAUUCAACAUAUCAAAUCACUAUUGUACCAAAUACUAAAUAAUUACCAAAUCACUAUAAAUUAAAAUGUGAUCAAAAAGGUACUAUAAAUUUAUAAGAAUUUAGGUUAAAAAAUGAGUCUUAUUUUAAUGAAAUAAAUAUAACUUAAUCAUACAGAAGUUAUCAUUUAUCAAAAUAUUAUGGAUCUCACUUUCAGAACUGCUUUAACACCAGUAAUUUUGAAAGAAAUUCCUUGGUUCAAUAAUACAAUUACUAAACUUAAAGCUUUAAUAUGA
Messenger RNA from Paramecium pentaurelia, 1947 nucleotides. The record is from the annotation of a GenBank genome assembly. NCBI's taxonomy places the organism in Eukaryota, Ciliophora, Oligohymenophorea, Peniculida, Parameciidae.